CCCAGUACCAAAGUCACCAAACUGCCACCGUUUUCUGAUUCCACCCUUGCUUCUGCACCUCCCAGAUUUCCCAGGAUGGAGAGUUGUUUCAGCUUUGCACAGUGGCAAGAGCUUGAGUUGCAGACUCUGAUAUUUAGGUACAUGCUGGCCGGUACUCCUGUUCCUCCUCAGCUGCUUCAACCAAUCAAGAAAAGCUUCUUUCAUUCCCCUCCCCCUUUCCUUCAACUUUAUCACCCUCCUUUGUUGGAAUCAGGGUACUAUUGGGGAAGAGAAGCACUGGAUCCGGAGCCAGGUCGGUGCCGGAGAACGGACGGGAAGAAGUGGCGGUGCUCGAGGGAGGCGGUGGAGGGUCAGAAGUACUGCGAGCGGCACAUGCAUCGUGGCCGAAACCGUUCAAGAAAGCCUGUGGAACAACCUCAUGCAUCUUCUUCUUCUUUAUCCUCUGCUUCCUUCAAACAUCAUCUCCUUCACCACAAUCAAAUUUCCACUGGGGCCAAGAGUAACAGCAAGAGCUUGUCUGAAAACCAUGAUCAUGUAGAUGGGAAUGGCAGAUCUGAUGGCCAUGUCCUGAGGCAUUUCUUCGAUGAUUGGCCAAGGACACUGCAAGAACAAGACCAUAGUAAAAGCAAUGGUAGCCAGAACAACAACACUGGAACAUAUCUUUCCAUGUCAACACAAGGAAUCACUUCCUCGGAUGUGUCACUGAGACUGUCCACUGGUCAUGCAGAGAAUACAAGCCACGUGGCUUCAGUGGGAGGACCACUCGCAGAGGCACUGAGAUCAUCCACCUCCACUUCUUCACCAACCAGUGUUCUGCUACAGUUGCCAACUAGUUCUGCUUGUAACACCAGCUUCAUUAGCACCUAAAAGUUGCUGGGGUUGGGGUUUGUGAGAAUUUUUGGACAUGUAUGUGCAAAUACAGAGACACACUUAUAAUGCAUCAAUUUUGGACAUCUAAUAAUGAACUAU
Molecule: messenger RNA, 969 nt
Organism: Vigna umbellata (rice bean)
Lineage: Eukaryota; Viridiplantae; Streptophyta; Magnoliopsida; Fabales; Fabaceae
Source: RefSeq, a predicted model, not a curated record